UGCAGCCUAGGCUGGUCGCGCGCGGGGGCAGCGGAGGUCUUCCUUCACUGCGUUGCACUGCAUUGCAGCCCCCCCCCCGCCCCUGCAGUGUAGCCUCCUUGCGUUGCACCCCCAGGAGCGCGCUCAGGGUAGGAACCGAGUGGAACCGGGGGGGCCCUGCUGCUCUUGUCUCUGUGCUGUCCACACCGCCAACAGGAUGCAGCGGAGAUGAUCGCGGAGCCCAGCAGUGCUAUCGCCGCCAGCCACCAAGAAAAUUCUAUCCAUGAUGAGACUGUUCCUGAGUCUACUGUACAGAACGGCAGCUGUCUGAGAAAUGGCAAUCUGAAAACUCCAAGAGGAAAAAGGAAGGUCCAAGAGCAGUGUGAAAACAUAAGAAGAAAUUCUUCCAGUACCAGAAGAGCAAGCCAGCUGCAGAAUGGCCAAGUGGAAGCAGUUACGUUGUUUGAGGUGGUCAGCAUGGGCAAGCGUGCUAUGCAGUCUGUGGUAGAUGACUGGGUUGAAGCAUAUAAACAAGAUCGAGAUGUGGCACUCCUGGAUCUGAUUAACUUCUUCAUUCAAUGUUCAGGCUGUCAAGGAAUGGUGACAGCUGAGAUGUUCCAAAGUUUACCCAAGAGUGAUGUAAUACAGAAAAUGACAGAGACCUUUGAUGAGGAAACAGGGUUGCAGUACAAGAAAUUCAUGGCAUAUCCUUGGAUUCUGACGGUUACUUGGCCAGUGGACAUGGACAAUGAAGACUAUCCCCUCAUCAAGCCAGGACCCUACUGGAAGAAGUUCAAAGCCAAUUUCUGCGAGUUCACUGCAGUGUUGAUCCAGCAGUGCCAGUGCAGCAUCCUUUAUGAUAGUUACCUAAUGGACACAGUCAUCUCGCUGCUCACAGGGCUAGCAGACUCAAUGGUCAGAGCAUUUAGGCACACCAGCACUUUAGCAGCUUUGAAGCUUCUGACAGCUCUUGUAAGAGUACGUCUGAAUCUUGAUGUCAGUAAACAUAAUACUCAAAGGCUGUAUGAGGUGGAGAAGAAUAGGAUUACUGGCAAGAGGACCAACUGCAGGUUGGAUCAGCUAGAGAGAAAAAGGAAAGAGUGUGAGCAGAAACCCCUGGAAAUACAGAAUAUGAUGAAUGCAAUUUUCAAAGGGACAUUUUUACAACGCUAUCGUGAUGUGAUUCCUGAGAUCCGGGCUAUUUGCAUUGAAGAAAUUGGUAGCUGGAUGAAAAUGUACCCUGAUACAUUCUUAAAUGAUAGUUACUUGAAAUAUAUUGGAUGGAUGCUUUAUGAUAAGCAAGCCGAAGUGCGACUGAAGUGUCUUCUGGGACUUCAGGGAAUUUAUAGCAGAAAAGAGCUUGUUUCCAAAAUGGAUCUCUUUACUAGCAGAUUCAAGGAUCGAAUUGUGUCCAUGACUCUGGACAAGGACCAUGAAGUAGCAGUUCAAGCCAUGAAACUCUUGAUGCUUAUGUCACAGAACUGUGAGGAUGCAUUGUCAUCUGAAGACUGUGAAACCUUAUACCAGUUUGUUUAUACGACACACAGACCACUGGCAGUAGCAGCUGGGGAAUUCCUUUAUAAAAGGCUGCUUAAUAAUCAGGGAGAUGAAGAAGAAUGUCUGCCCAAAAGUAGAGGGAAAUUUGAGCCCAGUGCCAGUCACUUGAGAAUUCUAAUAGCUUUCUUCUUGGAGAGUGAGCUACACAAACAUGUUGCAUACCUUGUAGACAGCCUAUGGGAUUGGGCGGCCAGUCUGUUGAAGGAUUGGGCGUGUAUGACGAGCCUUUUGUUGCAAGAUUCUGAAGAAGACGGAGCACUGAGCGGGGCCCAGGAAAGUGCACUGAUUGAAAUAAUCCUAGUGACUGUUCGAGAAGCUGCUGAAGGUCACCCUCCUGUGGGCAGAGGAGCAGCCAAGAAAAUCCUGUCAGUGAAAGAAAAGAAAAUACAAUUGGAAGAUUGUACCAAAAUUACUGAACACUUUAUUGUGGUUCUUCCUCAGCUCUUGGCAAAGUAUUCAGCAGAUGCUGAAAAAGUGGUAAACCUCUUGCCAAUCCCUCAGUAUUAUGAUUUAGAGGCUUACAGUACUGGACAUCUGGAAAAGCAUUUGGAUGCUUUGCUCAAAGAGGUGAAAGACAUUAUGUGCAAACACUCAGACAUGGAUGUCCUCGAGGCGUGCUCUAGGAUGUAUGACAUCCUCUGCAGUGGAGAUCUGGCCAUUCACAACAGAGUGGAUCUUGCUAGGACUCAACUGAUAGAUGAGUUGGUGGACCAGCUUAACCAGCUGCUGCAUGACUCUUGGCGUGAGGAGGAAGGUCUUUGUACAGGUGAAGAAGGAAUUUCCCGAAUAUGCUCUGCUUUGAGAAGAAUAGCAGCUUUUCAUAAUGCACAUGACCUUGCCAAGUGGAAUCUCCAUGACAAGACUUCAGAGCUGCUGGUUUUUGAAAUGGAGCAUGGAAGUUUACCUGUUCAGAUGAUUCUACCAGCUUUACAGUGCACAUACUUUGCUCUCCUGUGGCAGCUGGUUGCAGUUGGGGAAAGGCCUUCUUCCAAGGAGACUCUCUUGGCAUUGAGAAGGGAGUUAAGGCUUUUCUGCCAGAUCUGCACAUGCUACCUCAGCCAUAAAAACAAGGAUUUAAGUGAAAAGGCCUUCAUGAUACUCUGUGAUUUGCUGCUGAUCUUGAGUCACCAAAAUUCAAGCUCUGAUGAAGCUGUAGGUCUCCUGGAGUAUCUUCCCAGCAUGUCCCUUCAGUCAAAAAUGCUCUUGUUUAUCCAGGAUCAUGUGUUCACAGAGGAGGAGGAAGAAUUCAAAGACUUGACAGAAGAGGAAGAGAGGACGAAGGAAGGCUACAAACUGAACGACUUGCAUAGGAGAAGGAGCCUUCUUGCAGUUUAUUGCAAGCUAAUUGUGUGUAACGUGGUGGAGAUGGUUGCAGCAGCUGAGAUCUAUAAGCAUUAUAUGAAGACUUAUAAUGAUUUUGGAGACAUAAUUAAAGAGACACUGAGUAGGACAAGGCACAAUGAUAAGAUUCAGUGUGCGAAGACACUGGUUCUUUGUCUGCAACAGCUGUUUCAGAAGCACAUCAAUGCUCUUGGCAGUAGCAACAGCAUGGAGUUGUCAUCCACCUCCUUCAUGAACAUUAAGGAGCUUGCUCGUCGCUUCUCACUGACAUUUGGUUGGGACCAGGUGAAAUCCAGGGAAUCAGUAGCUAUGAUACACAAGGAAGGGAUUGAAUUUGCCUUUCAGAAUGCUGCAGUAGAAGGAAAAUGCGUGCCUCCAAAUUUACACUUUCUGGUAAUCAUCAGUGAAUUCUCCAAUAAGCUACUAAAGCCUGACAAAAGACUAGUGUAUGGCUACUUACAGAGAUACAUAACAGAGCCAGGGUUCUGCAAAGGAGAUGAAUGGCACCCCUUGGUUUGGUACAGAAACUCUUUGCUUGCAAAUGAAGAGGAGGAGAGCUCUGUUACUGGCGGUGUAGGAGAGUGGUCAUCCAUGAGCCCAUCUAAGAUAUCUACCUUUAAGAGGAAGUUAUCUAAUGGGUCUUUACUUGAAACCAGCCCUGCUGAGGCAACAAACAAGACUCCAGAUUUCCAGUGUACUUUGCAACUUGCUUCCCCAGCAAGGAAGAGCAGAAAGAGGUUAAAGGCUCAAGAAACUCCUCGCCCAGAAUAUCUGCCAUUCCUGUGUCCAGCGGGACCAAAGAGAAGAUGCAGCCAAGAUAUGAUCAAGACAGAAAACUUCUCAGAAGAUGUAGGUGAAGAUGUUGAUGUGGAUGUGGUUGGCACAGACCAGGUAUCUGUGGAAUUUCCUUCCCUGAAAGUUUCUAAGGGUUGAGGGGGAGCAGGUUGAAGAAACCGAAGCUUAAGAAUACAUUGCCAUUUUUUCUGCCAGUUGGACAUCUGCUAAACUGAAGGACUUAAGAGGCACUGACCUUUAAGGCAACUGGAGGAAUAUCUUGACAUACUUAAAGGCUAAACAGCAAAUAGUACCCUGGCCAAAUUGUCAACUUCAGAUUUGUCCGGCUGGAAGAAAUUACCACUUUGGUAGAUGUCCACACUUCUGACUAUUCUGUAUACCAUGGCUGUUAAAAACCUUGUAGUCAAAUAUUACUGAUUUUCUUGUUCUGCCUCAUUGUCUUGUAAAGAAUGCCAGGCUAAGAAUUGGAGUCAGGUUAGUUUAAAUACUGUGAUUAAAUGAAAAGCCUGUGGGAUAAUACAGUGACAAUAUAACUUCCUAAACUUUUAGGAAUUUUGGAUUAAUAUUUUCUUGGACACACAGCUCUGAGGCCACAAAUUCUAUUCCAAAAUAUUUGUCUUGAAGAGGCAGAAUGCUCACUUACUAUGUAAUGUAUAACGAAGAUACAGUGUAGUUUAGUGGAUAGAGCACUGGGCAGGGUCUCAAAGCUGGGUUCUCUUCCCUGCUCUGUAUCUGGAGCAACUUCACUUUCCUGUGCUAGUUUAGGUUAAGGGACCUUUUUUAUUUUUUUUUUUGCAACUGUGUAUGACACAGGCCAGGCUCCUGGGAAUCUCAUUCAGGUUUCCAGUCCCAAAAACAAGGUAAAUGGACCAGGGACAGGAGCAGGGAUGACUGAUGCCAGGGGAGAAUGUUUAUGUGCAAUAAGAAUCUGCUGUUUCUCCAAUGUGUAAUUUGAAAACACACAGCUGUGCACUGCGGAGUACAAUGUAGAUGUAGACUGUUUAAAAAUGAUGUUUUUAAGAUGAUCUUUUACAUAUUUUAAAUGUAUGUUGAUGCCAUUUUUUCAUCUAUUCAUUUAAGAGGCAAGUACCUUCCAAAAGGCAGUAAGCUGGGGAGGCCUAACUACAGGUCAGUUGCAUCAUAUGCGCAUUUACCUUAUGCGAAUUCAACUAUAUGCGGGGUGGGAGGGUGGGUGGGGCUUGAGUUUGCACGUGGCGCUGCCGCUUACCUGGAGGCCCAUUAUGGUGGUGAUGGCCACUGCCUCCAAAACCUCCUGCUGUCACCAUGGAGCUGUGGCUGGCUGCCGAGUGGCAGUGUGGUGGUGGCCGGGCGGCAAUGCAGCCAUCCCCACCACCACCACCCUGUGCUGUGUUGCGCCGCUGCCCGCACAGCUCUAAGCACGGCUCCGCGUUGGCGGCGGGAGGUUUUGAAGGCAGAGGCAGUCACCGCUGGCAUGGUAAUUUUGAUUAUACGCAAUUUUUGCCUUAUGCGCUGACUUGAACCUAACUCCCGCGUAAGAUGCGACUCCACUGUAAUUACUUCCCCAGUGAUGCGUUGCACUGUAUCCACCUCGCUUAUCAGCUUUGUUAAUUUCAGACUUAUGCUUUUCUCUUGUUUUGGAUUGUUGCUGUACAUAAUAAAGUGUCAAAACUAAA
Messenger RNA from Alligator mississippiensis (American alligator), 5327 nucleotides. Its product is annotated as cohesin subunit SA-2. Gene Ontology annotation, biological process: sister chromatid cohesion. The coding region runs from base 208 to 3810 and encodes 1200 amino acids. Gene Ontology annotation, cellular component: chromatin; nucleus; cohesin complex. Lineage: Eukaryota; Metazoa; Chordata; Crocodylia; Alligatoridae. The record is from RefSeq and is a predicted model, not a curated record. The transcript has 34 exons. Gene Ontology annotation, molecular function: chromatin binding.